UAAUGAGCGAACGACCGCCGCGCUACCCUGGAAUGCGUGAUCCGCCCCGCGCAGCCACCCCGCCGCAAAUAGUGCGGCCCCUGUUUGCCUUUGUGCGGGGGGGGGGGGAGACGUCCCGCCCUCGCAGCGCUUUUUUUUAUUUUGUUUUAAACCGCAAAGACGUUUUGUGUCUGUGUGUUCCUUGCGCGCGACGAGCGAAUGUCCUCGCCCGAGCGACAUUCGGCGGUCAGGGACAGCGACGGAGUUGGUGGGGAAGGGGUUAGGCUGAGCGGGGGACUUUGUCGCGCAUGGAUCGGGGUUUUUUUCCCUCCCCCCCUAGCUCCGCGCGCGCGGAAGGAUACCCACCCAACCUCCCUUCCCCCACCCCCACCAACGGAGCCGAGAGCCGCAUCACCGCCUGCGAUAACACACGAAGCGGCCCCCGGUGCGACGCGAAUCCCGGAGCGCGGAUUCGUGCCCAAAAUGGGGCACUCGGAGCCGCCAAGCACACAAUCGUCAAAAACAACUAUCCCAAAAACAGAUUUGUGCGGCGAAAUCGUCGUGGUCUUCGCCGGCUGUUAGUCGCGAAUCAAAGGACGGCGAGUAGAUUCAUUUUCCCAGUGGCGGCGGCGGUGAAGAAGAAGGGCGGUGCUAAAGCGAACCCGAAUCCUCGCCGCCCCGAGGGAGCGGUAAUCCGGUCCGGCUCUUGCGCGCCGCUCUUUUUAAUAAUAGAAGUACAGUAAUGGAUAGGAGUAGUUGUGCUCUAAGUCCUCAUGCCAGGCUGCGGGCCAACAACUCUGUGCAUGGACUCCUCUUGGGGUCGCCUCGUUGAAUCGGGCACACGCGGGAGGGACUUAGCGACGAGGGGACAGGAGAGACGCCACGCAGCACAGGCUUAGUCCCCCGUCCGUCAACGAAGGCGGUGAUAUGUAAAGUUUAAAGGAGGGGAGAGAGAGAGGGGGAACAAGAAGGCGGGCUCGCAGAGAAGGCGGACAAAAGCGGCGGACGCCCCUUUCUCUUUCACGCGCCUCGUCCCUCCGUCCCGUGCGACCCCCGUCCGGCUCCUCUUUUUUUUGUUAGACGCGAGGAGAUAGAAACGACGAGGAGAAGGAAGAGGACGAGAGGGCGACGAGCAAGGGGGGAGGAGGAGAGGAGGAGCGGGAGGAGAGACGGUGGAGGACGAGGAGGCAUGGCCGCCCAAGUGAAGCUGGUGGGCGGCCUCGGGCGCGACUCGGAGCGCAGCCCGCUGCUCGGCAGGGCGAGCGCCGAGCACCCGGGCAGCGCGGGCGAGCAGCAGCAGCAGCAGCCGACGUCGCUGUCGGACGAGGCCACGGGCAGGAAAGUGCGGGCGGGCGCCGAGCAGAGCGGCGACAACAGCGGCAGCAACAAUAGCAACAGCAACAGUAAUGGAGACCAACAACAUGGAGUGCGGGCCAAGGACGGCGGAGGCAGCAACGGCAGAGGAGGAGGAGGCGGCGGCGGUGGCGGCGGCGGCGGUGAUGCCGGUGGAGUUCCCGACACGUCUUCGUCGUCAUCGUCGUCGUCGUCUUCGUCGUCUGAAAGGGAGGCUGGGGUCUCUGCCACGGAGGCAACGGGGCCUAGUGGGCCGCAUCAUGGCGGAGAGACCCCGGGCUCGGCUGGGAGCUCCGCCGAGCCCGGGGCGAGGGGGCCCGGCGGACUGAACUCUCACGGUGACGGGGUUUACGGGGUCGGUGGUGGCGGGGGUUACGGCUACGACGGAACUCGCUCGGGCUAUGGGCCCGGCUUCUCGGGGGCUCACUCGCCCCGAGGAGCGGGAGGAGCCGGAGCGGUGGGGCUCAACCAGCAGCAGGACGUAAUGAUGAUGAUGGCGGGUGGCGGAGGAAGGGCAGUUGCUAACAGCAGCGUGGCCGGCUAUCCGCACCACCACCAUCAGCACCAUCACCACCAGCAGCAUCAGCAGCACCAUCAGCACCACCACCACCAUCAGCAGCAGCAACAGGGCAGGCUGAUGGGCGGACAGUCGUCUCAUUCGGCGCAGUCUUCGUCGCAGUCGGCCGAGACGCCAACACUGAACCAGCUGCUCACAUCGUCCAACCCCGCCCGGGUAUACAGCGCCAUGGCCGCUGGGCAAGGUCCGGGGCCGGCUUCUUCUUCUUCUUCAUCAUCAACAGCAGCAGCAGCGGCAGCAGCGUCAGCAGCGGGAGCUUCGUCAGCAGCAGGAGGGCGACCAGCGGCCACGGCGAGUCCUCAGCCACCCAACAAACAGAUGGGAGUGAUGGACUCCAUGGUUGCCAAGAGAGCUCCUCCAUACCCAGGUGGAAAUGGGCAGCAGCCGCCCGGCACCUUCCCUGACCACGCGCAGGGUCAGGCGUACGGUGGCCCAAGCCCUGGCUACACGGGGCAGGGCCAAUACGGGCCUCCGGGUGGGGGUCCACACCGCUACGGCUCGACGACCCAGGGCAUGCCGUCUCGGCCGCCUGGGCCUGGCAACCCCAUGAGCUACCCUCACCAGCAGGAGAUGGUGUCCCAGUACAACCAGCAGGGCAUGGGAGGCAACCCACAGCACCGGCAGCAGGGCUACUACAACCAGCCGCCAAGCCACUACAAUCAGCAGCAGCACCAGCCAUACCCGCAGAGCCACUACAGCCAGCAGACACCCACCCAAUACAACCAGCAGCCCCACAUGCCUCCAGCCCACUACAGUCAGCAGCCUCCAGGGCAGUACGCCACGCAGCAGCAGCAACAGCAGCAGCAGACGGGGCACUACAACACGCAGCAGCAGCAGCAGCAGCACCAAGGGCAGUACAACCAGCAGCCGCCGGCGCCGUACAACCAGCACGCCCAGCAGCCGCCAGGACACUAUGGCCAACAACCCCAGGGGCACUACAAUGCGCAGCAUCCAGCGGCGGCGUACGGGCAGCAGGGCUCGGUGCAGUACGGCCCACAAGGCUACAACGCCCCCGGUGCCUACAGCCAGCAGCCGCCGGGGCACUACAACCAGCAGCCGUCGGUGGGCUUCCCCCAGAGAUAUCAGCUGCAGCCGGAGACCGGCGUGCCAGACAAUUACGCACGUGCCGUGGCGGCUGGAAACGCAGGCCCCGGAAAGCCGGGCCCUGACGACCCUGCCCAGCACAGCCGGCCGCCCAGCCUGCCGGACCUCUCCGGGAAGAUAGACGACCUGACGAUGUGCGGAGACGACGUGGCGGCAUCGCAGGGCGACUCUGGCUCGAGCCGCUCCGCCCCGUCUCCAUUCUCCCCGCGCUUGCCCGGCUCGGCGGGCACCGGAGCCGGACCCGUGUCCGCAGGGGCAUCUGCAGCUGCGGCGGCGGCGGCGGCGGCGGCGGCCCAGUCGCCACACACGCACACCACCCAAUCGUCGCCGCACCCGCACGCCGGCCCACGCCCGUCCUCCCAGUCGCCACGCCCGCUGUCGGCCGUGCCGCACUCGCCGCACGUCACGGCGGCAUCGUCGCGUUCCCACUCGCCGCACGUCGCCGUGCCGCCCUCCCCGCACGCCCAGCAGCAGCAGCAGCAGCAGAACGCGGCGGCGGCCGCGGCGGCGGCCGCGGCGGCGGCGGCGGCCGCCAUGGGCCCAGCAGGCCCCGCGGCGUCGCCGUCCAUGUCCCCGUCUCCGCACCACGGGCCCUCGCAGUCGCCCCGACCGCCCGCCGUGGGGGCCUCUCCUUCGCCGCACCCGUCCGUGGGCGGUCCGUCGCCUGUGUGCUCGCCCGCCGGCUCGCGAAGCGGCCCGCUGUCACCCGCAGGGCACGUGGGCAAUCAGAUGACCCCUCAGUCCACCGGUAACCUGUCAGAUUCGGGCUCGGUCAGCCAGUCCCCACGGCCCCAGGAGCGAGGAUACCCAAAGGGCUCGGGGACGCCCCAGGGAGCUGCCGGGAUGACUCCGCUUUCCCCACGACCGUCCCAAGCUGGCCCGGGCUACCCGGCUGCCCCAGCCGCCCCCUUUCCGCACACGCAGCACCAGGGGGGGCCGUACCCCCGCACGGCGCCGGGCCAGUACUACGGGGGGCAGCAGUAUCCCCAACAGCAACAGCAGCAGCCACCACAGCAGCAGCAACAGCAGCCUCCGCAGCAACAGCAGCAGCAACCGCCACAGCCGCAGUACCCCGGUUAUGGACAGCAAUAUGGGCCGCAGGGAGGGCAGCCCACGGGGCAGUACGGGCCGCCAUCGGCGCCCGGUCAGUUCGCCAGCGGACAGCAGCCCCCUCCUGCCCCCCAGGGAGCGCAGUACCCACCGCAGUACGCGGGGCAACAGGGAGUUGGCGGCGGCGGAGGAGGAGGAGGAGGAGGGCCGUACCAGUCGCAGCAGGGAGGGCAGUAUGCGGUGCAGUACGGGCAACAGGCGGGGCAGUAUGGCGGCCACGCAGGACAGUUUGGGCCUCAAGCAGUCAACGCGAGUAACUGUAUGCCGCCGGGCUACGGCGGUUUCCCGGACGGGAGCUCGAGCAGUGAUGGUUUGAGCCCUGGUGGUGAGGGCAUGGGUCAGGCUCCGCCAGCGGGAGGCUACGGUGGCCCCGUGAGCCGCGCGCUGUCCCGUCCCUAUGGCGGAAGCAACACCCCCGACGCGCAGAUGGGCCUCAACGGCAUGCCGCCCGGGCCGCCCAACAGCAGGGCCAGCGUGUACGAGGGCGGUGCAAUGGGCCCCGGGGUGCCGCCCUACGGCCACGGCGGCUAUCCCCAGCAGCAAGCCAUGAUGAGCCCAUCCGGCCCUGUCAUGCCCAACAGCCUGCCAGGAGGCUACGUGGCGCCCCCCUCUGGGCUGGUACCCGAGGCAAAGCUCCCAGCGAAAGGAAAGGGAGACAAACCGGCCAGCGACGUCAAGUCCAAGUCGGGAUCGUCCACCACGACGGGUGAGAGCAUCAUGCGCCUCUACGAGCUGGGGCCUGAGCCCGAGCGACGCCUCUGGGUUGACCGCUACCUUGGCUUCAUGGAGCAACGUGGCUCGCCCGUCGCGCUCCUGCCCGCCGUUGGCAAGAACCCGCUUGACCUCUACCGUCUAUAUGCCUCGGCCAAGGCGUACGGUGGCUUUGUGCAGGUAAACAAGAAGAAGAAAUGGCGUGAGCUGUCGACGCAGCUGGCUGUGGGCACGUCCAGCAGCUCGGCCAGCUCGCUCAAGAAGCAGUACAUUCAGUUCCUGUUUGCCUUUGAGUGCAAGACGGAGCGCGGUGAGGAGCCGCCACCUGAGAUUCUCAACCCCUCCGACAACAAGAAGACACCCAAGAUCCAGCCGCCCUCUCCGGCCGGCUCCAGCUCUACGCAGGGCCCCCUGACCCCACAGCCGCUGGAGGGACUGAGUGACAUGAAGCCGCCCACCCCGGUGUCGACGCCGCGGCCCCACGUGCCCCCUGCCCACCAGAACCGGUACGGUGGCAUGCCCAGCGGGGAGCCAUACCCUGGGGGAGCCGAUCCAGCGUAUCAGAGACCCUACGACGGAUAUCCACCCCGGAGAGGUGCGGAGGGCUAUGGAGGCGGUCCCGGAGACCCCUACAGUCAGGGACCAAGACCACACCUUCAGUAUCCUCCAAGCUACGAACGACGGCCAGAGCAGAUGAUGGGUUCAGAGGGUGGAGGUGGAGGGGGUGGCACAGGAGGAGGUGGCAUGGCCUCGCAGAACUCGACAUCCGACCCUGGCCUCUACUCCCCCAAGUUUCCUCCCGGAAGCCAACAAUGGUCGGACCAGUGCGGCACUGGAUACAUGACGCAGGGGCCACCACCGUACCCACCCAAUCAGCCCGGCGUGUUUUCGCAACAGGCCUACAAGCGCCCUGCGGAGGGAGGCUACGAAGGCCCCCCGGCCAAGAGGCAGGAAACCGAUGCUGUUUACAACUCCCACUACAGCAACAACCAACAGCUGUCGCAGCAGGCUCCCCCUCCUCCUCAGCAGCAGCAACAGCAACAGCAGCAGGGCCAGUACGGCUCGUACGAGCCGGGCUUUCCUGGUCCAGAUCACAGGGCGGCAUCGGGUCCGUACUCUCAGGUGUACGGCCGUCCGGUGGCCCCAACGGCCACAGCUCAGGCGGCGGGCACGGCUGGUGGACCUCUCCCUCCAGGCGGUGUGGCUGUCCCACAGGGCCCAGGGGGCCCGGUCUCUCAGGAGGUCACCCAGGGCCCUGUCGUAGCCGGGCCCAGUCAGGAUCUGGGAGCGUUGAGCCGUGAGCACGGAGCGCCGGGGCAGCCAGUUCCAGCGAACCAAGCGGCCGGGCUGGCGCCCUCUGCCAAUGCCGCGCCUGCCGGACAGUGCCCUAGCCCCAUGAUGAGCCAGGCGCCCGGCGGUGUCGCCGGAGCCAUGGGCCAGCCCGCCAUGGGGGUGUCUCGCCCCUCUGGUGACCCCACCAUGCAGCCAGGUGUGUGGGCCAGCCGGGGCGAACCCCCCUACCCCUAUCAGGCACGGCAGCAAGGGAUGCCGGGCCCGCAUGGACCUCCUUAUGCCGUUCCUCCGCGCUCCGAGGAAAUGAUGGAUCAAGCGCGUGGCCCCUGGCAGCAGGGGCAGGGGCAGCAGCAGCCGCAGACGCCGGUGCAGCAGCAGCAGCAGCCGCCGCAGCAACAGCAGCAGCAGCGCCUGCCGCAAAGCUCGAUGUCCGGAUCGCCGUACCCGCGCCCAACCCUGCAUCACGGCUACCACCAGCAGCCGCCGUACCCGGGCCACGGAACUCCCGCGUCGGGCGCGUACCACCGCUCGCUGUCGCCAGGCCGCUCUCCGUAUGUGAGCGGCAUGGUCGCCCCCACGCCGCCCGGCGCCCGCAUGAUUCACCGCGCUGGGCAUCCGGUGCCGGCCACACAGCUGGGUCCGUCGGGCUGCUUGGCCAUGCCGACUGUGCGGCGCGAGCUCUGCUUCCCGGCGCGAUCCGUCGAGGCCACGCAACCCACGUACAAGCCGCGCCGAAAAUUGACGUCCAAGGAAGUCGGUUCCCCGGAGGCGUGGCGCGUGCUCAUGUCUCUCAAGUCGGGGCUGCUCGCCGAGAGCGCCUGGGCCGUCGACACCGUCAACGUGCUCCUCUACGACGACACCAGCGUCUCCAGCUUCAACCUCAGCCAGCUGCCCGGGCUGCUCGAGCUGCUGGUCGAGCAUUUCCGUCGCUGCCUCAUCGACAUCUUCGGUAUCCUGGAGGAGUACGAGCUCGGCAACUCUGAGAAGAAGUCCCUUCUCGACGGGAAGCUCUUUGCCAAGGCGCAGGUCUCUGUGCGGCUCGGCCUCAACGGCGAUGCUGACAAGUCGGAUGACGAGGAGGAGGGUGGCGGCGGUGGCGCAGGUGACGAGAACACAAACGACGACUCCGGCACGGACCGCAACAGCUCGGCCGUGGAUCUGGAGGACGCGCCGGCGCAGCCCGACUCGGAGGAGACCACGGAGACGACAACGACACCCGCGGCGUCGUCGUCGUCGUCGUCGUCUUUGCUGCCGCCGCUCGCAUUGGCGGCGGCGGCGGCGUCGUCGUCGUCGUCGUCGGAAAAGGCCGAGGGUGUCAAGGGUGCCACCCCGGCGCCUGCAAAUGUGGAGGACGCCGUGUCGGCACGCUCGCUCGCGGCGAGCACGUUCGACCGCCUGCCCAUCAAGGUGGUGGAGAAGGCGGAGGAGUUCGUGGUGGAGCGGCCGGACUGCGCCGGCACCCGACUCCCGGAUGGCGAGUGCGGGCGGCUGCACUGGCAGCUGGGCGGCGGCGACACGACGGAGCACAUCCAGACGCUGUUCGAGAGUCGGACGGGCAGGACGGCCCUGCUGCACCGUAGCCUCAAGCGGAGGCAACGGGGAGCGGAGCCGCCCAAGGCCCCGCGACCCCCCGGCGCGGUGGAAAACGGCGACAGCACGGACGCGCGGAGGGCGUCUGCGGAGGCGGUGCCGUCGGCUGGCGCCGACGGAUUUUGCGACCUCGGUUUGCCCAACGGGCUGCAUUCCCCGCUCGAUGAGAAGCUGAAGGGCGCAGGCAGGCUGCUGGAGGAUGAGCCGGAGUGCAAGGACGACCCCCCGCUGUGCACGUUCGAGGACUGGCAGGAGGCGCUGUCGCGGCGCUGCGUUUGCAUCUCCAACACGCUGCGCAGCCUCUCGUUCGUGCCGGGCAACGACGCGGAGAUGUCGCGGAACCCGGCGCUGCUCGCGAUUCUCGGCCGCCUGAUCCUCCUGCACCACCGUCACCCGGAGCGGCGGCGUGGGCGCAUGCACCCGCACGACGGGCCGCUCACCGGCUGCCACGCCGCUGCCGGUACCACCGAGGGAGAGCGUGAUGCCCGGAAGGAGGUGGAUGCGGACAGGAUGAAUCGAAACGAGGAUGACGAGGAUGCGAAGGACGACGACGAAGAGGAGGAGGAAAAGGAGGAGGGCAGGAAGAGCUCGCUGUUGAAUGGCGAUGGAAAGGAAGCGGAUGCCGAGACGGGAGAGGCUCAGGAGUCGGGGCGCGGUGGCGGCGAAGCAAAGCCAAGUGUGCACGGUUUUGGUGGCCCGGUUGCCAGUGGCGAUCCUAACGAUCACGAGUCGAGCGAGCGCCGCUGGUGGUGGGACUGCCUGCAGAGCCUGCGGGAGAACGCCUUUGUGACGCUGGCCAACAUCGCGGGCCAGCUGGACCUAUCCACGUACCACGAGAGCCUCGUGUUCCCGCUGCUCGACGGGCUCCUGCACUGGGCUGUGUGCCCGUCGGCGGAGGCACGCGACCCCUUCCCCAGCGCGGGCCCCACCUCGACGCUGUCCCCGCAGCGCCUCGUGCUCGAGUGCCUCUCCAAGCUGAGCACGCAGGACGGUAACGUGGACCUCAUGCUGGCGACGCCGCCGUUCGGCAGGCUGCGCCGGCUCUGCGGCACGCUGGUGACGCUGGUGAGCGAGCGGCGCGAGCAGGUGUGCCGCGAGAUGGCGCUGGCCCUGCUCGCCAACCUGGCGCAAGCGGACGGGUUGGCGGCGCGCGCCAUCGCGCUGCAGCGCGGUUCGGUGCCCACGGUGUUGGGCUUCCUCGAGGACUGCCUGGUAGCGCUGAUCCACCAGCAGAGCCCCGCCGCCAUGCUGCAGCACGCCCCGCCCCCCGCCGUGCAACAUCCCAGCCACGACAUGAUGCGGCGCGCCGCCACCGCGCUGCUCGCCAUGGCCCGCGCGCCCGAGAACCGGCCGCACUUCCUCCUGCAGCAGGGCCGGCUUCUGGACGUGUCCAUGUCCAGCAUGCUGCACCCCAGCAUCGCCGCCAUCCUGGGCGAUGUGCUCUACAGGGUGGCACAGGCCUGAGCGGCAUUCUUUGGCGAAGCGGGUGCGGGGGGGAGGCGGUGGUGGUGGUGGUGGUGGUGG
Petromyzon marinus (sea lamprey) is the source of this 9241-nucleotide messenger RNA. RefSeq lists its product as uncharacterized. The record is from RefSeq and is a predicted model, not a curated record. Gene Ontology annotation, cellular component: brahma complex; nBAF complex; SWI/SNF complex. Lineage: Eukaryota; Metazoa; Chordata; Hyperoartia; Petromyzontiformes; Petromyzontidae. Gene Ontology annotation, molecular function: DNA binding; nucleosome binding. Gene Ontology annotation, biological process: positive regulation of DNA-templated transcription; chromatin remodeling; regulation of transcription by RNA polymerase II.